This is a messenger RNA of Cinara cedri, 267 nucleotides long. Lineage: Eukaryota; Metazoa; Arthropoda; Insecta; Hemiptera; Aphididae. The record is from the annotation of a GenBank genome assembly.
AUGAUGCACAGCACAAAUUUCAGUACACAUCCACCCAGGCUCGGAAGGACGAAAUAUUUGAUGUGGGAAAAAGGGAAAGAAUUGUUUUACAGAGGAGCGGGGAUGUUUACAUCCACGCAAGCAAGCAAACUUGACCAAAUCGCCAACAUUCAAGCUCGCUCUGCCCGUGAAAGGGAUGCUCAAGUGCAGACUACUCCGAUUAUCAUCCAGGACGAAUAUAUCACAAAAACCGUCUCGGACAAGCAGGUGGAUUUGAAAUACGCAUAA